UAACACUCAUGGGUAGUGGGUUGAUGGGGGAGUGGCUCUUGAUCCAAGGUAUUGGGUUUUUUGGCACCUUGAUGCUUGUGGUGGGCCCUUGAUCCAUGGAACUGAUAUUCUUUGUUGCCUUGAUGUCUGUAAUGGGCUCUGAUCCAAGGAAUUUACAUCCUUUGGGGCCUUGAUGUCUGUAAUAGGCUCUUGAUCCAAGGAAUUGGGUUUGUUUGGCACCUUGAUGCUUGUGGUGGGUUCUUGGUCCAAGGAAUUUACAUCCUUUGAGGCCUUGAUUUCUAAUUGGCUCUUGAUGCAAGGAAUUAGGGUUACCUGGUACCUUGAUAUUUGGGAUGGGCCCUUGAUUCAAGAUCCUAACAGUAAUUAGGUACCCAGGUGUUAGUUACCUUACAAAAUCUUACCUUAAACUUACCAGCGCACAAUUUUAAUUAAAAAUCUAAACCAGGUGUUCGAAAUAAUGUUAUUGUUGUUGUUGGGUUUAUCAGGGCCACCGACGGCAUGAGCCGUAUUGAGCUCGGUUUCUCGAUGGUACGAGGAAGAUUUGUUGCCCAAGGCUGGACGACGAAAAAAAAAGGAACAAAAACUCCUUUGUAAAUAGAGAUAGAAACUUGAAGUUUCCAAUUACAUCUGGUGGACGCUCUCGCCGAGCGCCAGCAGAGAGGGACGCCAACACUCCCACCUGAGUUCAGUAACCGGCGUCCCACCAAAGACCAUUAAAGAAUUUUCCGCAGAGCCGAAAAAAUGGAGCUGCUAAAGUAAGCCGAUGUACAGGUGCCCGUCCUGUAGUGGCCGGCGGGCAAAAUAGACGAGGAGAAGCGUCCCAGUGAGAACGGGGGAAGUUUAUCACUGAUACUCAGGUAAGAGAGAGACGGCCACACCUGACGAAGGCUGGCGCAGAAGUCCUUCGAAAUAAUCUUACCAGGUGUUCCAUUAACAUUCUGGGAUACCUGCACCACUACAAGGCAGCAAUAUUCUGGGCAGAUAAGGUGGUAAGUCUGAGCGGAGGCGCCCCUGCUGACGUCUACUGGCUUGCCCAAACCUACUUUUCAACUAAGCAGUACCAUCGGGCUAUUCUACUUUUAAAUGGACACAAAUUGUUCAGGAAUCCCACAUGUCGAUAUCUAAUGGCUUUGUGUCACUACGAAGUUGGGGAGUUCCAUGCAGCUCUGGACAUGUUGGAACGCACUGACAACAACAACAUUUCACGUAUCAAGGCGGACAGAGAGCCUGUUUCUGUUCCAGAAAUUGAUGACACCAUGUCUACUGAAUGCUCCACACACCUACUCAAAGGAUACAUAUACGAGGCAAGUGACAACCGUGCGCUUGCCGCCGAGAGCUUCCGGGCGGCCAUCCAAGCGGAUCCUAUGUGUUACGAAGCCAUCCAUGCUCUCACCCAGCACCACAUGUUGACAGUAAAGGAAGAAAAGGAUCUCCUGUCGUCCCUUCCACUCUCCCAGAGUUGCAGUGAGGCAGAGAGUGCAAUAGUAUUGGCCGUGUACGAAACGAGAGUGAAUAAAUACAGCUCUCCUAGUGAGCCACUGACGCAGCCAGCAGCUCCCCUGGCGUCUAAUGCCGACUUUAUCACGGCGCAAGCCGAAAAACUCUACUAUAACUGCAAUUUUGCUCAGUGUUACCGAUUAACGCAAGAAGUACUGAAGAAAGAUCCGUAUCACACUGGUUGUCUGCCUAUACAUGUUUCUUGUCUAGUGGAACUCAAGCAGUCUAAUACAUUGUUUCUGCUGGCCCAUAAAUUGGUGGAUUUGUACCCUGAAAGUGCACUUGCUUGGUUUGCUGUUGGCUGUUAUUAUUAUCUCAUAGGUAAGAAUGAGCAGGCCCGCCGGUACUUGAGUAAAGCAACAGCGCUAGACAGAGUGUUUGGGCCAGCCUGGAUAGCAUAUGGCCACUCAUUUGCGGCCGAGAAUGAGCACGACCAAGCUAUGGCCGCUUACUUCAAGGCGGCUCAGCUUAUGAAAGGCUGUCAUCUUCCGCUGUUGUAUAUUGGUAUGGAAUAUGGCCUUACAAACAACCCGAAGUUUGCAGAGAAGUUCUUCAAGGAGGCUUUAGAAAUAGCGCCGGAAGAUCCAUUUGUCUUGCAUGAGCUCGGAGUCGUAGCUUUCAGCAAUCAAGAAUAUGUGUCAGCGGACGUAUACUUGCGACGCGCUGUGGCAUUAGUAGAAGAGAGUGGUGUUGUGGUCGUACCAGAGAAAUGGGCGGCCUUAUUAAAUAACCUGGCUCAUAACUGUCGAAAACUACAGAAAUACGAAGAGGCUCUUCACUUCCAUCAACAGGCAUUGCGAUUGUGUCCCGGCGUAUCAUCAACGUAUUCAGCCUUAGGUUUGGUACAGUCACUCCUGGGAGACUACGAAGCAGCUGUUGUGGCCUUGCAUAAGGCACUUUCAUUGCAUCGAGACGACACCACUGCCACGACUCUCCUUACAACCGUCAUGGAGCAGCUCAUGACACAAACUCCAGCCUUCCAGGGUGACGACAAUGUGCCCCAGCUGGACCUUCCGUCGGAGCUGGUUGGGACAGACACGAACACCAGUGAUAUUACACCAGCCUCGGCAGAAGAUCCCCUUAGUGACACCAACCUCUUAGGCUCCAGCAUAGGUCAACCAGUGAUGCACUCCUCCGAUGUUGGUGGAGAUUCCUUGAGUCAUACAGAGAGUCAGUCGUCAGCGCUCAUCAUUGAAGAUAUGGUUAUGGAUGAUCAGAGCCCAUAAGCUUGUACCUAUGCAAAUAAAUUUUUUAGUUUUAUAA
Molecule: messenger RNA, 2760 nt
Organism: Cherax quadricarinatus
Lineage: Eukaryota; Metazoa; Arthropoda; Malacostraca; Decapoda; Parastacidae
Source: RefSeq, a predicted model, not a curated record